AUGUCCGCGUUUGGGAUGAGGAGCGUUAACGAGAACAGCCGUCGGAACACGUCGGUGCCGGCAGCUGCGGUCCCUCCGCAAACCACGCAAUCCUUAGUCGAGAUUUUACCGCCCAACACGCUCAAGGCAACAGAGCUCGUGCCUUCCGUACCUAUCGUGCCGCCCCGUCUCUCCGCGUCCGUCCGUCAGUCCAACUCCGGCGCUCCUCCGUUUCUCGCAAACUACACCAGUUCCUCUGCCGUCGGACUCGGUUCUGCUCCGUCAUCACGACGGACGUCGUUCGCCGGCAGUGUUGACGGCAGCGUCUCUUCGUCGUCCGCAGCAAUGGUGUUUCCGCCCCCGUCGCGGACCAGCCAGCGGCGGAUCUCCGCCCUGGCGGAAAGCGCGGGGGAUUUUUCCGCCAUGCUGCCGGACGAGAGGGAGUUUCUAGCGGACGUGGCGGAGUUCCAUGGACUCCCCGUCCGCGCGUCGCUGCAGUCUUUGCCGCCUUUGGCGGAAAGCUUUCCGCCACAGGCUCGGCAGCUGCAGAACGGAGCAGGGAGGCGAGUGAGUCUGGCGUGGAUGUCGCUUGAUGGACAGCUGAAGAACGUGGAAGCGUUGACGGAAAACGUCGGAGCUAGCGGCGUGUUGACGGAAGAUGAACAACAAUCAUGGCUGAGCAUCCCGCCUGUCUACGCGGUCUCGACGGCCAGGACGCAGAUGAAACGCGAGUUUGCGCGGAUCCGCAAGUUGAUCCGCGCAAAGGACGCGGAUGCGCGCUCUUUGCGCAAGAAGCUCGUCGCCUUGCGAUCCCAGCAGCCCAAAUCCGUCGUUUCGUCGCCCGUCGCCAGCCCGUCGUCGGGUGUCGCACGCGUGGCAGAAGGUGGUCCGAGUCCCGCGAAAGCGAGCGGUGAUAAUUCACAGGUGCAGCAGCUACUGCAGGCCAAGGACCUCGAAUUGAAACUGUUGGAGGAACAGUUGAAACGCGUGGAGAUGGAACGAGAUGAGAUGGGUGGGAAAAUGAAACGGGCUGUUGAGGAGAUGCAACGGCUGGAGGAGAAGCUGAAACGCGAGGAGGAACGUGUGGGAAGCAUGGGCGAGGAGAUUAAACGUGGGACAGAGGGAAGCGAGCGAGCGGCGAGGAAGAUGAAACGCAUGGAGGCGGAGAUAAAACGGAUGGCGGAGGAGAUGAAAUGCUCGGAGGGGCGGUGCGCGGAGGUUGAGGCGUCGCGAACCACGACUCAGGAGGCUCUGAACAAUGCCGUUGAAUCGAACUCCGCCCUGAAGGACCUCAUGGCGCUGCAGGCGGCGCACAUCGCGGAGCUCAAAGCCCUCGUUCUCGGUCAGACGGAAGCCAUUCAGGAGCUGACACGUGGCAGCGCGGCAGUGAAUGGCACAGAUGCGGGGAAGCCUGUCCGGGAAGAGGAGGACGAGGAUAAGAAGGAAAAUGAGGCGGAUGAGAAAGCGGAGGAGAAGGCGGAGGAGAAGGCGGAGGAGAAGGCGGAGGAGGCGGCGAAGGGGGGCGAUGCGAGGAGCGCGGGGAUGGAGGAGCUGAUGGCCAUGCUGUCCCACCAGUCCGCGGAAAUCUCCGCGCUCAGCCGCGCCGUGCAGGCGUCUACCUCCGCCCUCCGCCGCACCCCCUCGCCCUCCGCGUCCCCUUCCGCCUCCCCCGAGCCCAACACCCCCCUCACGGCAAAACUCGCCGUAUCCGCAGGGGGAGGGGUAGGGGGAGGCGCAGGCGCAGGCGCACCGGCGGAGCCGGGGCUGUGGCGGAUGGGGCUCCCCCUACUGGGGUCGCCCGUGGGAUUGACGCCCUCUCCCCCGGGUAGGGGGGAGAUGAGGGUGGUUGCGCGGAUCAGGGGGAACGUGUAUGGCGCAGUGCCCAAGUACGGGGGCGCGGGGACGGAUGGGGCGCGCGCGGGGGAGAAGAUGGGGACGGUAGAGGAGGAAGGGCGGGGAGUGGCGCUCGGUGGUGGUGGCAGUGCUGGUGGCAAGGGUGGUGGUGCUGGUGACACUGAUAACACCGCUUACAGUGUUAUCAAUGUUAGCUAUGGCGCUGGUGGCGACGAUGCUGUUGGGGGAAGAAGCAGCAGUUGCAGUGUGAAUGGUGCUGCUGCCUUGGGCGGCGGGGCAAGGAAGGUGUCUCUGGGGAUAGGGAGGAAUGGGAGAGGUUCGGCAGUGGUGCCGCUGCUCGCCCUGCCACUUGGCCGAGCCUCUGUUGACCCUGUUGACUGUGCCGAGGAGGCUGGAGCAGGGAAGCAUGGCAGUGAUUUUGCGGAGGAAGGGAGGGAGAAUGCGGAGGUAGAUGAGGGAGAGGGAGAAGAGGAGGAGUAUGAGGAGGUGCAGCAGUUCUUCUCCGCCCCUGCUUCUCCCUUCUCCUCCAUGCCCUCCACCCCCACUGCUGCUGCUGCUGCUGCUGCUCCUGCUGCUGCUUCAGCUGGUGAUGACGAUGCUGCUGCUGUCGCGGCUUCAACCAUUAAAAGGGUCGUUUCGAUGGCAAAGGGCAUGCGUGCAGGGGAGGGGGAGGGGGAGGAAGCAAAGGCAAGGGGAGAGGAGGAGCAGCAGCAGAGGGAGGUGCAACAGAAGGAGCGGAGGGAGAGUGGUCAAGGGAGGGCGAGUGAGGGCAAUGGGAGCAUAUUCCGAGUGGGAGGGGUAUUCAACCAUGGAACCACCACCACCAGCACCGCCACUGCAGAGAAGGCUCGGACUGCUGCCAAGCCUAAGUCAGGCCUGGUACCUCUAACCUCGGCUUCAAGCAGCAGGCUCGGGAGGCUGGUUCGAGCCGAGUCUCAGCCGCAAGGGAAGACGGGGAGCAGGAAGUUGUCUAUGGAGUGUGGUGGGAGUACGGGGAAGGAGAGAGGAGAGGGAGUUCGGGGAAAAGGGCUGAGGGCGAGUGUGGAAGGAGGGAUGGUGAGGAGCAGGAGUGAGAGAACCCCUUUUACCGGUCCCCAUGCGCCCCCUAACACUCCUGAUGCUUCCACUGCGCGAGUGCAACGAGGAGGGAAGGCAGGAGGAGGAGGUGAGGUUGUGGAGGGGCGAGCGCUGAGGGAGACUGGGCGAGUUAACAGCAGGGGCGCCGAGGGGGAGAGGGCGGCGGGUAAGGGUGUGCGGGGUGGGGUUACGCCAAGAUGGAAGUACUGA
Molecule: messenger RNA, 3120 nt
Organism: Closterium sp. NIES-65
Lineage: Eukaryota; Viridiplantae; Streptophyta; Zygnematophyceae; Desmidiales; Closteriaceae
Source: the annotation of a GenBank genome assembly